AUGGCUGAUGUCAAGUUGUUGGAUCUGGCUCCGAGCACUAAAUCCACAAAGAAAAAGGAAGCUCCAAUCGGUGGUAUGCCCGAUGGAGAGCCGAUUUUGAAUCCAAAGUAGGUGAAUAUUGAAUACUUUGUUUCUUCAUUAGUAGCACGCUUUUAACAGUAGUUUGUUACCUAAAUUUUAAUUUUUGAAAUUUAAUUUUUAGGUGGCUUGUAUUUUCACCAGCGGACAAGUAUAGAACGGCUCAAUACGCUCUGUUUACUAUAACUAACGCCGAACCGGUUAAAGUGGCAUAUCGGUUGAGAACUAGGGUAAGUUAUAGAGCUGGAUUAUCAUCAAAUGAGUUUUAAGUAAAACAUUGUCUUUGAAGUUACAGGUAUGUUAAACUUUGAAAAACCGUUUUUUAGGAUAAAAGUCAGUUUUAACUACUAAAUCCAAAACAUUAAAAAAAUAUUUUUUUAAGUUAAAAUCCGUAUUUUAGGACCGUUUAUUCCCCCAACUCUCUCAUUCUCACGGUGUUCUGGCGUCAAAAGAGUCGGUGGAGAUUGUCUGCUACAUUCCAUCGCACGAUCAAUGGCCUAGAGACAUUGUCGAAUACUCUGGCAAGGUUCACAAGAUUGUGGUCGAAACUCUGACAGUUCCAGACAGUAUGACAGUCCCACAGAAUCAAAAAGACCUUGUCAACGCUGUCAGAAGACUUUUUCACAAUACUGCUUCGAAGGUGAGGGUUUAAUUUGAAAGUUUUAACAAAGUAUCUAAGAUUAAAAUUAAAAAAAUUAAAUUUUGGAAAGCCGAAGUUUGGAAAAUUGAUUUUUUUUUAAAUUUUAAAAAUUUGCGGGAUUAAAUAAUUGAAAAAAUAAUUUUUUGAUUUAAAAAUUACUUGAAAUUUGAAAUUUUGAAAUUUCAGGCUCAAUUGACUCGUCUCUACCUCAAGUUGAAGAUCCUUUUGCCUUCAGUUCCAGCCGGCUCUCCACCAAAGAAAGCGUCAUCUACUACUUUUUGA
Messenger RNA from Bursaphelenchus okinawaensis, 1000 nucleotides. Lineage: Eukaryota; Metazoa; Nematoda; Chromadorea; Rhabditida; Aphelenchoididae. The record is from the annotation of a GenBank genome assembly.